AUACAAAGAUUAGCUAUUCAACGUAUUGUUUGGCAGAUGUGGGGAGCACACUCCGUCUGUGGCGAAAGGGCGAGAAGCCGAGAAAGAGAGAGAUGAGGAGGAAUAUGUCGGCGUGAGGACGUUUCUUUGUGUUCACGACAGCCAAACUCAGAAGCCAGGUGUGUCUCCUCAGCCACCAACUAGCCUACUUCUCACCUUUACCACCACUGUCGAGGUAGCCAUGGCGACCAGCGCCCUGCCAAGUGACAACCUGCCAACGUACAAGCUGGUGGUGGUGGGGGAUGGUGGUGUUGGGAAGAGCGCCCUCACCAUCCAAUUUUUCCAGAAGAUCUUUGUGCCAGACUAUGAUCCCACGAUAGAGGACUCGUAUCUUAAACACACAGAGAUAGAUGGACAGUGGGCAAUACUGGAUGUGCUGGACACUGCCGGUCAGGAGGAGUUCAGUGCUAUGAGGGAGCAGUAUAUGAGGACAGGAGACGGCUUCCUUAUCGUCUUCUCUGUGACAGACAAGGCCAGCUUUGAACACGUUGACCGAUUCCAUCAACUCAUACUACGGGUCAAAGACAGGGAGGCCUUCCCCAUGGUGCUGGUGGCAAACAAAGUGGACUUGGUCCAUCUGAGAAAGGUCACCAGUGACCAGGGACAAGAGAUGGCUGCAAAACAUAAUAUAACUUAUAUUGAAACCAGUGCCAAGGAUCCUCCAAUGAAUGUGGACAAAGCCUUUCAUGAGCUGGUUCGCGUUAUAAGACAACAGGUGCCAGAGCGAAACCAGAAGAAAAAAAAGAAGAUGAAAUGGAGAGCAGAACGUUCAGCAGGUUCCCACAGGUUCCACUGUGCCAUAUUGUGACCUCCCUCUUCCUGUUUAUCAUUCGUAAACACACACACACACCCACACGCACACCCACAUACCUUUGGAUGUCAGGGAACUCCCCAGCAGUGGUUUACUACUGGAGCACAAAAAGGGAGGGAGGGGGGAUCGAUGAGUGACUGGCUGGAUGAUUCGAGGGGGGGACGAAAGCGAGGGUGAAUCUGACAUGUUGGACUGAUGUCCCCCUCACUCUUCAAUAUGUCCUGGAAGGAGUGCUGUGCCCUCUCUCCUCAAUUUAUGGUCCCUUUCAAAGGUCUAUAGAUCCCUCCCAUCUUUAUUCAACACAGAACUACAGUGUCACUGAACUGUUUCUCAAUCAAGUGUAAUUUUUGGAUUUCAUUUCAAAACGUGGCACUCGACGACAGACUCUGGGUAGAAAAAAGCCAGAGACCAGAAUCAGCUUGAUAUUGGAACUUUUGUCUUCUUGAGAAAGGGAGGAACAAAGGGAGGAUCCGACUGAAAAUGGCGCCUCGUUGGAUUACCUCCCAACAACCUGCUGGUCAUCACCUGUCCAUCCUCACACUCCUGGAAGAAAAGCACCUGUGUGAGCUUUUUAGAUGUGUUGUCUGUACUCUCUCUCUACAGAGUGGACAUCAUAAGGGCAAGUUGGACGAAUAAGAGAGCGGUGACUUUUGGUGAUUUUUGGUAGUAAAAGUAAAAGUUGCGUGGUGAACUUCGAGUUCUGUGAGUGUAGCGUGAACUUUGCGGGUCAUGUGACGCUCCUGUUUUGAAAAGUCAGUUCAGAGAGGAUGGAAGGACGUGUCGUAGCGAGCGAGAGAAAACGUGACGUGGUUGGUCGACAGGUGAGCACUGUGGUCAUAUCAGCUUGUUGAAUAAGUGUUUAAAUAUUGUAAAAGAGAGUUAGAUUGGUUGGUGUAUGUGGUUACACUUAAAUGUAAACAUAACAGGGUUUUAACCAACACUGAUGUGUCAGCAGCCAUGUUUACAGACACCGAAAUAAUCCAUUAACGGAUUAUUUUCCCAUCAGAACGACACACAGUAAAUCAGAGCCACUUUACAUCAAGUGUUUGAACAUAAUUAUGGUUUGUUUAGGUUGCCUCUUCAGUCUUUCUCAAUGACAUGAUGAGCGCAGCCUUCAUCAGUACUGUAUGGACAAUAGCCCUGAUAUUUUUUUUGUCUUUGUAGUCUUAACAGAUUGUCUUCAAAACAAGUUACUUUCAAUGUUUUUGUAUCUAAAAAAUAUAAAAAAUAUAGAAAAUUACAAUUAUAUUUGUGAUAUAAAAAAAAUCUAAUCAUAGGUGGCAAUGUAAACAAAUUCAAUGCUGUUUUACAAAGGAAAUUCUUAAUGAAAUAGAAUAGAUAAGGGAUAAUGUGAGCUUCAUGUUUCAUAUCUGAAGCAGGCUGGAGAAGCUGAUUUGCACUGGCCACUAACCAAAAUAAUGUGAUGUCACUUUAUUUCAAUCUAGGGGCUUUUCAGACCGCACCGCUGAAUUCAGGACAAUGAAUCGCGCUCAGUAAAAGGAGAGCACUCCUUUAGUUUGGGGGUACAUACUGUAGCCCUGGGUAUACAUGCGAGUUGGACUGCCUGCCUGUCUGAACCAGGUCGGUUAAAGCCAUGCUAACCUAGCUAUGGGCUAAGUUUAGUCGUUGGAAAACCACACACUCGAAGCAACAAGACAUUCAGUAUAUUCGUGUCCGUAGUCGUGAGGUGGAUAGGAAUGUACAAUUUAAUAACCUAUGAAAUGGCUUGUACUGUUAACGCACUAAAGUUUCGGUGGACAACUUUUUUGUCUGGAUGAAUGCCGUCUCUUGAAGGAAAUACAUUUUUGCACUUUUAAUACAAUUUCUGACUUUCCUAUUGGCAUGUUGUUUUCUGUUCAAAACCUGUAAGUGAAAUGAAAGGCACGGUCAAAAUGAUUUGAAUGUAAAAAAAGUAAAAAAAGAAGAAAAAAAGACAAAAGAAGCAAAUAGGCAAUUGGUGUUGUAGCCCUGUGUGCCUGCUUAUGCCUGUUGCCUUGGUGACUGAUUGUGACAGAGAUUACAUAAAUUGGAAUCAAAUCAUUGGAAAGGUGUUGAACGAAAGAUGCAGUUUUGAAUUGAGAAGGUUGAGUAUGGAAAAAAAUGUAGUUAUUGAAUGACAUACAAAUUCACCUCAGCAUGAAAGUGGAGCCUCAGCAAAAGCAGGAAAUCAGUAUUAACCUACACCUACUGUUAAGGGGACUUCACAAAGAGUUUCAGAGAAGGACACAUCGAGCAAUGAAGCAACAGACUCUGGGUCGCGGGAUAGGGCAAAAAAAAAAGAGGAAAAACAAACUGAAUGUGUUUGAUGAAAAUGUUGCAUCAUGUAUGUUUGAUACCAUUUUGUAUUAUUGAUAUGAAUUAUUGAUAUAAUUCUUGCAAAGUGUUUUUUAAACAACUGAAUAAUUUAUUACUGUCUAUGUUACCUCAGCGUGUCCCAGACCUGGACAAAAAGCUAAACUCCCCCCCUUUUUUUUUUCUCUUUUUUUCUUUUAUUUGGGACUCUCAAUGGGUCGUAGGCCUUUUGCCUUUGAGCCCCCAUAUGAAGAGACUUGUAAUGAGUUGUGGACCAAGAUGAAGAAACAGAGUUUGGUCUUGAGCUGAACAAGCAUAAGGACCUCUUCUUUACUGGAGCUCAUGUGGACAGCCUCACAAGUGAAAAUGUAGUCACACACAAGGAAAAGUUUGUUGUCCAAAUUGUAACGUUAAAUGUUUAUUUGUUCAAUGUGAAAUUUCUUAAAAGAAAUAGUUUGACAUUUUGGAAAAUGUGCUUAUUCACUUUCUUGCUGAGUGUCACAUCAGCACAUUAAAUAUCAUGCUUUAGCCAGCAGUCGUUAUUAUGUUAUGAUCUGAUUUGAUUUUGUCUUAAAGACUGAUGACAGAGGGGAAAAAUUAGCCUGGCUGUGUCUAAAGAUAAUAAAAUCAGCCAUCUGAUUUUGCUCACUCUGUUCCCACCAGUAUUCCAUGCCACCGCAGGUGUGAAAACCUCCUCCUUCCAGCGGUCCAAAGCUCCUGUGCUUGCAGUGUAAACACCAACACUCCAUCUGUUGUUUUAAGCUCUCAGUCCUGGCAGCACAGCUUACUGAACUAACUUGGUGCAAAGGUUACCAAGUAAAGCUUUCUGUCCAUCACAAAACUUCUAAAUCGACUAGAGUCGAGGCAGAGCAGCUGGAGGGAACCAAGAAAAUAGUUUCUUAAUAAAAUAUUAUCCAGUUUCACCAAAAUCAUUGACAUAGCUGGUGCUGUGCCAUACAAUAAUGUUUCCAUCAACUAAUUUCUAUGUGCAUUUGAAGGUUUACACAAGAAACGCUUGAGGUGGUUUCUGUCUUUUUAAAAAAAGAAUAAAUUCACUGAACAGGAGAUGGAAACGAUUUUUCCGAAUAAGUUCUGACGUAGCGAACAUUUAACUCACAUGACUUAUCAGCUGUUUCCGCUCUGACGUAUAAGAACAAACAUAAGUUGCCCAGGUGAAUCUAAUUCCUGAAGACUUCUUUCUAUUUUCUCUUGUGGGUGGCCAAAGUUGUCCAAUAAGCAACAUCUUUUUUUGUUUUUCUCUCUCGCACAAUCUCUUCUUCUUCUACUGUUUACUGACAGUUUAGCCUUCAGCGAUACAUUACACUGCCAUCUGCUGAAAAAAGUACAUUCAUGCAGCUUUGUUUAUUUGCUCUUAACCAGUUGAUGGAAACAUCCCAAAUUUUCAAAUUUUCUUAAAUGUGACAGUGCAGGAACAGUGGGGAGAGUGAGAGUAACAGAAGCACCAUUCUUCCAAUUACAAGUCAGUGUAGCAUCAAAAUUAUAUUGAAGCUGUUUUUUGAAGGUAAAAUAGUUGCAUAAUGUUGCUGUAAUAUUUACACGUACAACAGCGAUCAAUUUUCUCCUCUUAACUCUCAACCUGAAAGUGUAUCAGCAUAUUUCCAAAAAUGUCACACAAGUCUUUAAAGCAGACUGAGCUCAUGUACCAGGCAGGGUGUCGUCUAGUUAUUUAACUUUUUGGUUUGAGGUCCAAAAUCCAGUUUGAAAUUAGAAAGUUACCUUUCUUGAAUGGAUCAUUGUGGCUGGUACAAAGAAAACCUGCUGAUUUAUUGCACCGUCUUCACCUUUCAGGCAGACCAAAUACAAACGCUGAAAGUGAACAGAAUGUAUCAGCUAUUAGACCCUGUGCUCUAAAUUGAGCACUUUUGUUUCAUCAAUUGGAGAGGUAGCAUUCUUUUUCAAAUAGACACCAAGUAUUGUUGAAGUUAUGCAAUUGAUUUGAGUCGUGUGUGUUCUGAAACGUUGUCAGUGUGUGGCAGUAAGGGCCGUGUAACUUUGGGUUUGGAUAACAGAAAAAAAAAAACAUUUGGAGUUGUCACAACAGUUGUGUAAUGUGUGUUUUUGGACAGGUCUGUUGUGUUCUAACUGGCUGUGUCAGACUGAGGAGCUAGACGAGGCACAAACAAACUGUGGCCUUUUUAUCUAGCCUCAGGGGUCGAAUAUAUUUCAAUAAAGAAAUACAAGUAUUGUGACUA
This is a messenger RNA of Centropristis striata (black sea bass), 5355 nucleotides long. It is a transcript of the gene mrasa, whose product is annotated as muscle RAS oncogene homolog a. Bases 221 to 847 code for a protein of 208 amino acids. The transcript has 6 exons. Gene Ontology annotation, molecular function: GTPase activity; GDP binding; GTP binding. The record is from RefSeq and is a predicted model, not a curated record. NCBI's taxonomy places the organism in Eukaryota, Metazoa, Chordata, Actinopteri, Perciformes, Serranidae. Gene Ontology annotation, biological process: signal transduction. Gene Ontology annotation, cellular component: plasma membrane.